UCUUACGCAAUGCCCGAAACACAAGGUUCUUUCCUUCAUUAAGCAACUCCUAUUGUAGAAGUUAUCUGACGACAUCGGUUACGUUUACAGAAGUACCAGUUGAAAGAUGGAUGAUGAUGACUUUGGAGGAUUUGAGGCAGCAGAGAGUUAUGAGUUUGGAAAUGGUGAAAAGCAGACCACAUCCCCUGCUAUUGCUUGGGCAGCAUUUCCUACAGUACCUGAAGUCCACAGAUCUCCUGAUGUUCUUCUGGAGCACUCUGUGCCUUCUUCCUGCCUGGCUUCUUCUGACUCAUUCAUUUUGUCAAGUGAUAAUGUGGCAACAGCUGUUCAAACAGCCAGCAGCGUGAUAAAUCCAGCUGUUCUUGAAGAACAGAUUCCAUCAGAUAUUCCAGUCGCCUCUUCAAAUGUAAUGGAAGGCAAGACUUUAGUUACAUCAGCCACUGCUUUGAUUGAUGCUGAGACACAGAGAACAAAUGAAGCGAAGAGCUGCCUUCAACAAGCUGUUGCAAACCUAGAAAUCAAGCUUUGCACUGCUGAAGAAGAAAAAUUGAAAAUUAAAAAGGAAUUAGAAUAUUUGCUGGAAAAACAUAGUGUUUUAGAAAUGGAUUUCCUGAAGGAAAAAAAAGAAAAAGUACCACACCAAGAUCAUUACAAGACACUCCAGGAAAAGCAUAAGCAGGAAUUAGAAGACAUGAGAAAAGCUGGACAUGAAGCCUUGAGUAUUAUUGUUGAAGAAUUCAAGGCACUGCUACAAUCUACAGUUCAGCAGCAAGAAGCAGCUAUUGAAAAGCAGUAUAUACUAGCAAUUGAAAAACACUCUCACAAAUGUGAAAAGCUUCUUAAUGCUCAGCAUCAACGACUUCUUGACAUUCUGGAAGCAGAGAAGGAAGUCUUAUCAGAAAAGAUAGAAGAAGCUUUGAUGCAGCAGUCACAAAAGCACAAGGAAGUGCUGGACAAAUGUUUGGAUGAAGAAAGACAAAGAAGUAAGGAGGCUGUGGCAGCUGCUGCCAAGGCUGAGAAAGAAGCAGUGCAGGAGGCUGUUCUGAAAGCAGUAGAGGAGGAGAGGAGGAAUAUGGAGAAGAUUCAUGCAGAAGAAAGAAAAAUGUGGGAAGCAGAACGUGAUAGUCAUAAAGAGAAGAUUGCCCAGGCUGUUUCAGAAGCCAUGGAGGAACAAAGAAAGCAGAAUCAGGAAAUUGUCAAGGAAGCAUUAAUGGAGGAGCAGAAACGAAGUGAAAAGGCAAUUGAAGAAGCAGUGAAAAGGACAAGAGAGGAACUGAUGGAAUAUAUUAAAGAACAGAAAAGGGUUCCUCAUUUUUCAAUAUUCUAGGAGAAGAUUUUGUGAUGAAAACUAGUGUCUUAUA
Manacus vitellinus (golden-collared manakin) is the source of this 1361-nucleotide messenger RNA. It is a transcript of the gene CCDC91, whose product is annotated as coiled-coil domain containing 91. Lineage: Eukaryota; Metazoa; Chordata; Aves; Passeriformes; Pipridae. Gene Ontology annotation, biological process: Golgi to lysosome transport. The coding region runs from base 107 to 1327 and encodes 406 amino acids. The transcript has 13 exons. Gene Ontology annotation, cellular component: trans-Golgi network. The record is from RefSeq and is a predicted model, not a curated record.